AUUAUUUUUGCUUUCCUGCGUCGGGCGGCGCUAAUUGUCGCGUUGACCUCGGCUGGGCCGCCCCUGGUCGACCUUUCUUCUAUACUGGCCGCUGGUGCGGUAACCGCGCCGCAUCCUGCGUCACUCACACACACACUGCUUGACCGUGAAAAAACACAGACGCGUGGUGGUGCGCUGUGUGUACGGUGCUUGACUGGUUUGUUGCGGUGUGGAGGACUGACUGCGUGCGGUUUUUAUCCCGCGGUGCCAUCGACCUUCCGUCGACCGUGUGUGUUGGUGAGAAGUUUCCAUGGAGCUGUCGACGACGUCCAACCAAACCGUCGUGGACCUCGAGGCCCCCGCCGACAAGACCGACCAGGAGCUGCUCAGGAACGGGGGCACCGACGCGAGCACACUCACCGACGACGUCUCCUCACUGCAAGGGAGCCAGAGCGUCGCCAAGAAGUCUCGCCGCUCGGUCGCCUCCCUCCUGGUGGUCUUCCUCGACGCCCUGGUGCCGGCCAGGACCCUGGUCGAGCUCGCCACCGAGGUCCUGCUGGCCGCACUCGCCGUCUACGUCAUCCUCUCCAUCACCGGGGCCUUCCAGGUGGGCUCCAGUCCCGGAAUGUGGCGCCCCGCCUUCCGCUGCGACGAUCCGAGCUUGCAGUCGCCGUUCUUGGCCGAGAGCGUUCGUACCCGCGACCUCGCCAUCUUCGUGUUCACCCUGCCGCCAGCCAUGCUGCUCGUGUUGGAGUUCCGACGUAGCGGCGCUCCGCUGCGCGACCGCUUCUUCUGGAGCGGCCGCAUGCUGCGUCGCUACCUGGUCGGGCUCUUGUUGGUCACCACGGCAACGCAGCUGCUGAAGGACGCCGUCGCCGAGAAGCGCCCCUACUUCUUGGACGCCUGCAAGCCCGUCUUCCGGAACCAGCGCAAUGCCACUCUCCUGUGCCAAGCUUCAAUGGUUGCCGUUCUUCCAACCGUGACAACAGCUUCGCCAUUGAUUACAGACUACGUCUGCAGCGGUCCUCCGAGAGACGUGAUACGUGCCUUCGACUCUUUCCCAUCGGGCCAUUCGAGCGUCAGUUGUUUCGUCGGAUUCUUCCUCGUUGGAUAUCUCGUGUGGAGGGGCGACGCCGUGGCACCGGCGGCAGCCCGUGUGCUUCUCGUGGCGUUGCUGAUCGCUUCCGCCGUGGCUGUGUCGCUGUCGAGGAUCGUGGAGCGAAUGCAUUUCUGGUGGGAUGUGGGUGUCGGCGGAGCUCUGGGUCUUGUCACAGCCGUGGUGUUUGUCCUGUGGCCCUUUUCCUGAUGCUUGUUUCAGCACGACCCGAAGAAAGGGUCGUCUAGCGAUUCGUCGAGCUUCGACCUGUGAGCAAUGUCAUUUGGGAUGGGUUCCUACGUUCUGCAAGUUGCGGCCAAGACUGAAACGACACUGCUACUGUUAUAAUUAUGCGAACCGAAUUUCAUCUGUGCAGUUGCUGCACGUGCACUGCCAGUGCAUCAUGUUUCUCACUGUAGAAUUUGUUACGCGUUGUGCAUAGCACGAAGCUUACUUUUGUUCUCAUUUAUGCUUUUGUAGAAACACCAAGUGAACAGAUGCUUGGUACUCGUAGGUAACCAUCUCGUGGAAGCAUGGUUGACAUUCAUAAUGUGCGAGUGUUGUUUGAUGUCUCUAAUAUACACUGCACAAAUCGUUGUGGCAAGUUCUGUCAGAAUUUUGCUUAUGUGCUGAAUAUCAUGCCGGUUAAAAGUGCAUUUGCUUGCUUUAUCAUUUCUUAUAUCCUCACACUGCCUGCAUAACAGAUGUUGAGAAAGACUUUAUUCUACAGACUAGUCUUUCAAUGAGCUAAUAUGUUGCUUACCAGCUGUAAAAGUUUCGAAUCUUUUUCUAGAUAAGGAAUUGUUUUCAGUGUAAAUGCUAUCACCCACGGAAAUUAAUUUUGGACUGAAACUUUUACAAUGUUAGGGACCAUUGCAAAUCAUUAUUGAAUAGCUGGUGUUAUGACUAUUUACAGAAUUUAGGUAGAAAAGUACAAAUAGACCAUUUCACUAGAAUUUUUUCAGUGCCUAACAGGGAUUGGUGGUUGUGAGAAUAUUUUCAAUGCACUUAUGCCGCUGCGUUUACAUGUAUUGAAUGUUAACAGUUCUAUGGCUUUAACAAGAUCACAAUUUUAACUGGGGAUGACAUGAGUAAAGAAAGUUCACUAAGUGCAAUAUUUUACACAGAUCAUGCUUUAUAUUCCACACAUUCCUAUUGGAAUUGAUAGGGGCCAAAAUAUGUCUGCACGUCCAGAGAUUAUUAUACACUUCUCAAGUUUGAGUUCCUGGCUUUUCAUAAACUCUACACGCCUGUUUCACUUCGUAAGCCUUCUUUCACGAAGUCAUCAACGGUCUCAUGUGUUCAACACCUGAUCCAGAUCCACUGGGCUGAGUUGCCAAGCGUUCUUUUCUAAGCUGAACUUGGCCGUGAUGCAUUUUUUUUUUACUGUCAGGCAUUCCUGUACUCCACAGAGCUUAAUGUAUUCUCCGUUACUCUGCUUGCAGACGUUGGUAUUGUGGCUCUUCCGAAGCAGGUGUGUUUGAAGUGCCAAGAUAUGCAAUUCAUGUUUGUAGAGCAUCUAUUUUAGAUGUACUAGUCUUACUCACGCAAGUAUAGUUGAACUAGACCUGCUGUAGAGUUCACAGAUUCUGAUGUUUUUUGCAGCACUGUACAUAGCAAUUACAUUUUUGAAGAGAUAUUUACCAUGUCCAAUGCAGCUGUCUAGAAGCCUUACACUUUUGCAGUUGCUUUAUAGUUAGAUGUUUAUGCAAAUGCCUAUGUACACCAGCUCAAAUGUUUUAUGCUCGUUGAAUGAGAAUAUUUUUCUGUUCGUAGAGGCAUCAGAUUUGGUGUCGGGGACAAAACAUUCACUUGUUUAAUGUAACCAAUUUUUCUUGAAUUUUUUAAUGCAAUCAACAGUCUAAGCCAAAGAAUGAGUGAUGUCUUUGGCAAACAGUGUUUCAUAACUCGGCAUGGAAGUAUUUUUUUAAGCUUGUUAAACUACAGCAUUUACAUUUUGGAAAUUGUUUUCGCCUUAUCGAACAAUGAGAAUUAUGAGACAAUCUUAUACAUGAACAUAUUCGUUGUGGCCACAAUUCGUUUAUAGUGAGCUUAAACUUUUUGAUUCCACUUUACUAGAUUUUCGACAUUUUCUAGCACAGCAUCAUGAAUUCAAUAUAUAUUGCAGAAGUUGAAAUGGCUGAUGUGCCUGAAAAAAAAAUACGCUGUGUGAUUGAUGUUUGUUAUUGUAUCUGUUGCUAAUAUAUACAAAUGUCUGCAAUAAACUGUUUGUAUGCUCAUUUCUAAGUGCCUACACAACAACACUCAUGGUGUGCGUCAUCGAAGUAAAACAGUGUUUGCUCUUAAAUCAAUCCACGAUGCCAAGAUGCAUGUAGCACCAUGCCUUUUUCACAUGUAGCUUGCAUAGGGCAUACUCCGCACAUUUUCUUUUUGACUCUGAGUGUGUAUGUUCAUGCAUAGCGAUUGUCAUAGUCAACAAAGUAUUAGUAUAUUGCAGGGUUAAUUCUGAUGCAGUGUUCAAUGUUAAAGAUAUGCAUGGUUUUAUUGUUCCUGUCCUUUUGUAUGGCAGGUGUGUUGAAGAAACUACCAAUGUAACACUGUUUCUCAUAUUGCUGCCUAGUCAAUAAACAUGAUUUGGUGUUAGCAAAA
Molecule: messenger RNA, 3685 nt
Organism: Rhipicephalus sanguineus (brown dog tick)
Lineage: Eukaryota; Metazoa; Arthropoda; Arachnida; Ixodida; Ixodidae
Product: phospholipid phosphatase homolog 1.2 homolog
Exons: 4
Coding region: 290-1285 (331 amino acids)
Biological process (GO): phospholipid dephosphorylation; signal transduction; phospholipid metabolic process
Molecular function (GO): phosphatidate phosphatase activity
Source: RefSeq, a predicted model, not a curated record